Messenger RNA from Neurospora tetraspora, 1147 nucleotides. RefSeq lists its product as uncharacterized. Bases 232 to 1137 code for a protein of 301 amino acids. Lineage: Eukaryota; Fungi; Ascomycota; Sordariomycetes; Sordariales; Sordariaceae. The transcript has 2 exons. The record is from RefSeq and is a predicted model, not a curated record.
GCUCGGCUGUGCUACUUUCUAUGAUCCCGUAACAUAUAUAUAUGUAUGUCGGGUACGCUCUAUUACUUCCAUUUGCCUAUCUUGGCUUUUGUGUUUCAGACCAGACAGCAGACGUUCUCAUCAUUAUUCUACCACCCUUCUCACCAUCAACACUGUUCACCUUUGUCCUCCUUCUACCCUCACACAUAACACACACAACCGUCAGUCAACCACUCAGCAAAAAAGACCAAAAUGGAGCGUGGUCAAAUCCGCCCACAAACCCUCGGCCUCUAUGUAGCCCUCUUGGGCAUGCUCGGCCGUGCUGACGCCUGGUGGGGUGCCGGAGCCCCCGAGUGCGCACAACCCUGCCUCUCCUCAGCUUGGUCCGCCGCCAGCACCAGCUCCUGGCCCGCCCCAACAGAUUGGUGCGCCGAUUCCUCCAAGAACUCCGACAUACAAUCCCGAAUCGACGCCGCCUCCUCCUGUCUCGUCAGCGCUUGCUCCGCCACACCCACCGCUCACUCCUCUUACUCCUCCCUCUCUUCCUCUCUCUGCGCCCAAUAUUCUUCCUGCUCCGCCGCCGGUUCUACCGGCGUAUUUACCGUCUCCCUGCCCGCCUUUACGGGAGCCUGGGACGGCGGCCACGGCGGUAACGGAGGAGGCCCGAACGGACAAACCGGAAACUGGGGUCCCCACCACGGCUGGGCCGGCACGGCCACCUGGACCGGCGGCGUGUAUACCGUUACCGGGUGUGAAUGGGACGGGUCACCGUGGGCUGGCGGGCCUUGGGGAUGGGGUCACGGCCCCAAUAGUGGUGGUGACUACGGCAACGGCCAACCCCACGGCCCCUGGGGCGUGUGGGGAGCAGGCUGGACGAUGACGAGCACGGGGACAAAGACCGUCACGGCUGUGCAGACGAUCAGCAAGGAUGCGACGGGUGGUGCUGGGAGUUUGACGACGGUGGUGGAGCUGGCGACGGUGGGGUAUGCGGUUAAUGAGGAGAGUAAGGCGGAGGCGACGACGGUGUUGGGGGUUGUGGAGGCUGCUGCUAGUACCACUGGUAGUAGCAAUGGUGCGGCGAGUGUUGGUGCGGGUGUGGGAGUGAAGGUUGGGGCGGCUGUGUUGGGGUGUGUUGUGGUGGUUGUUGGGUUGCUUUGAUUUUGAUUUG